Dicrocoelium dendriticum is the source of this 2457-nucleotide messenger RNA. Lineage: Eukaryota; Metazoa; Platyhelminthes; Trematoda; Plagiorchiida; Dicrocoeliidae. The record is from the annotation of a GenBank genome assembly.
AUGGCAUGCCGUAGGCAACAAGAAUUCAGCGAGUCAUGUGAGGAAGACUCAUUUGCUGGCCUUCCUUGCGCUCCUGCUGCGGUGGGAUGGGACCGUGAAACGCCGAACAACCGUCGCAAAUUGGAUGAUGAACUUGCCUCGUACAAGCAAAAGCUGGCAUUGUGCCAAGAUGGGCAGCAACGCCAAGCAAACUUAGUACAGCGUCUGCAGGCCAAAAUGCUUCAGUACAAAGAGAAAUGCAGAACUUUGGAGAUGAAGCUACAAUUGUCUGAGGCAGAAAACCGGAACCGAAAGGUCGAGAUGGAAGAGAAUGCGGCUGAGUACGAAUCAGCGAUAGCUCGUUUGGAUGAAGAAAGACAACGAGGAGAAACUUUGGCAAGUGUGAACACAGUGCUUCGUGAGCAACUAGACCAAGUUACGCAGACAAAUCAAUCACUUACAACGGAGAACCAGCGAAUUCGGGAAGAGGCAGGACGCUUCCGCAAUUUGUUAGAAAGACGUGAAGAGGAAUGGCGAAACGAAGAGGCCGUUUUCAACGAAUAUUUCACCAUGGAACACAAUCGUCUUCUCACACUCUGGCGAGCAGCGGUAUCCUGCCGAAGGCAGUUUGUGGAAAUCAAAGGGCAUAUGGAACACGAAUUAUGUUCCGCACGAGCAGACAUUGCGGGAGUGGCCCGUGUUUGUCAGACUGCGUGCGACAACUUUGCGGCUAAUCUGCGCUCCGUGGAAUCGCAAAAUCAGAUAAACUUGGAAAGGCAAAAAGGUGAAAACAAAAAGCUUUCACACCAAUUGGAAGAACUACGUCAGGAGACAGACACCGCACGACAACAACUCGAUACCGAUCUCCGAUCUGCCACCAAGAGGCUGAAUGACGCCAACAACGAACUAAUUGAGGUCAAGCGCCUUCUAGUGGACAAGGAGAAGACAAUUGCCAGUUUGCAACGAUUACGAACCGGUCAGAGUCACACUGGACGAAAAGACACAGUAGAUAUUUCGGAUCCAAAUGACCGAGCACUGGUGGAGGAAAUGCAAUCUCUCUAUCAGGCGUUGAGAGAAAUAUCGCAAUCGGUGCUAAAUGAAGAUUCGUAUCCAAUGUCUGUACCCGAGGAAUGCUGCAACCGCUCUCGGUCCCGAUCACCACGAUAUGCCUCCGGUCCGGGACUUCAUGCAGCCGGGAACCGGAUUUCACGAGCCGGCGCCUAUGGACGUACAGGGUCCCCACCACCGCCUGUGAAUGCCAAUGGGACGUGUUAUUGGGGUGACUCCGCACUUAGUGCAGUACAAGCGGCCUUCACCAAACGAGGAAUUCAGUUGUCCGAUCUCAGCUCGAAGUUGUCAGCCAUGACCAGCCAAUAUGAAUCAUUGAAAGCACAAUUAGAGGAUGGUGAGAACGAACGGCGAAGGCUGGAGCAGGAAGUGUCGCGUAUACGAAAUGAGGUUGACUGUCGUACAAAGGAGAAAGAAGACUCACUUAGAGAUUUCGAGCGUUGUAAAGCGUCACUUCAAUCAGCCAACCAUGACAAGACUGAACUGGAAAAAGCACGUUCCACGUUAAAAGAACAAGUGAAAAACUUGCAGACUGAGUUGGAGAGAUCACAGAAUGCGUGCAAUGACUUGAAGAAUGCCCGUGAACGGAUGAAUGAAGAUCUAAUGAACAUGAACCGCAAUAUGGAAAAAAGCACGCGAGAGGUGGAACGGUGUCAACGAUGUAUUGAGGCUUUGGAAGAGAAGUUAUCCGCCGCAAGGGAGGAGGGUACAAUCUUGCGUGAGUCACUGCAGUGUGCUAGACUGGAAGCGGAGAUAAAGGCCACGGAGCGAGCUGAUUUGCAAGAAGCGCUGUCGAAGAGUAAUGCGAGAAAAGUUGAGCUUGAGGCAGAACUUGGAAGCUUGCAGAUGGAAGAGAACGCACUGAAAGAACGUUUGUCGAGACAGCAGCCAGAAAAUCGCAAACACAUUGGAUAUGCGUAUCUGCUUUAUUCUUUUGCAGAUGAAUUAUCAGGAUCAAAUGCAGACUGGAAGUUUCCGGUGAGCGAGAAAGCAAGUGGCAGUUGCUUCACCUCCAACAACACUUUGGACCCCGAUUGCGUACGAAUGGCUCUGCAGGAGUUCGUGCAACGUUACACUAAUGUGAAGCGCGAUCUGGAAGAUGCCAAAGCCGAAGUGACUUCGCUUCAAUCCAGACUUAAGGAACAAACUGAACAAACAGAGCUGUGGUCAAAACGCCUUCAUCAGGUUCAACAGGCCCUUUGUGACGCGGAAGCAGAUAAGAAAGGCGUGGAUGGAAGGUUGUCCAGCACGCAAACCGCACUGAUGUUGCAAGAAGAGGCGUUGCGGAAGAACGAACGAGAUCGAAAGCUACUCACGGAAAAAAUCAGCCAGUUGGAAAGACAACUGACAUCAUCGGAAGCAGAACGACAGGAAGAACAGGUAGGUGACCCAAAGGAAGGAAACAGCUAG